Molecule: messenger RNA, 8417 nt
Organism: Diceros bicornis minor
Lineage: Eukaryota; Metazoa; Chordata; Mammalia; Perissodactyla; Rhinocerotidae
Gene: BTBD9
Product: BTB domain containing 9
Exons: 11
Coding region: 137-2038 (633 amino acids)
Biological process (GO): adult locomotory behavior; circadian behavior; modulation of chemical synaptic transmission
Molecular function (GO): protein binding
Source: RefSeq, a predicted model, not a curated record
UCAUAAGUUUUGAGGUAACUUUGAAGUAACCAAGUGGAGAUGAAAAGUAGGCAGUGGGAUAUAGGGAUCUGGAAUUUAGAGAAGAGAUCUGUUAAUAUCUAUAUGGCCUUUUCUUGUUAUUUUUGAGGACUUAAAUAUGCCAGGCGCUGUAUUAGGUUCCGGGGAUGUAAAGAUCAGCGACUAUCAUCUCUUCUACAAGAUGAGUAACAGCCACCCUCUUCGCCCCUUUACUGCAGUGGGGGAAAUUGAUCAUGUGCACAUUUUGUCUGAACAUAUUGGUGCCUUGUUGAUUGGAGAAGAAUAUGGCGACGUCACAUUUGUUGUGGAAAAGAAACGUUUUCCUGCCCACAGGGUAAUUUUAGCAGCGAGGUGCCAAUAUUUUCGAGCAUUACUGUAUGGUGGAAUGCGAGAAUCUCAGCCUGAAGCAGAAAUCCCUCUCCAAGACACCACUGCAGAAGCAUUUACAAUGCUGCUUAAAUACAUCUACACUGGGCGGGCGACGCUGACAGAUGAGAAGGAGGAGGUGCUGCUGGACUUUUUGAGCCUGGCUCAUAAAUAUGGCUUUCCAGAGCUGGAGGAUUCUACCUCUGAGUAUCUCUGCACCAUACUUAACAUUCAGAACGUCUGUAUGACUUUUGAUGUUGCCAGUCUCUACUCACUUCCCAAGUUAACUUGCAUGUGCUGCAUGUUUAUGGACAGAAAUGCUCAGGAGGUGCUCUCAAGUGAAGGCUUCCUCUCCCUUUCUAAGACAGCACUUUUAAACAUCGUAUUAAGAGAUUCAUUUGCAGCUCCCGAAAAAGAUAUUUUCCUAGCCUUGUUAAACUGGUGUAAGCACAAUUCGAAGGAGAAUCAUGCUGAAAUCAUGCAGGCUGUGCGUUUACCUCUGAUGAGCCUCACUGAACUUCUGAAUGUUGUGAGGCCUUCGGGACUGUUGUCUCCUGAUGCCAUUCUGGACGCUAUUAAGGUUCGAUCAGAGAGCCGGGAUAUGGACCUCAAUUACAGAGGCAUGCUCAUACCAGAAGAAAACAUUGCAACUAUGAAGUAUGGAGCCCAGGUUGUGAAAGGGGAGCUGAAGUCUGCCUUAUUAGAUGGAGAUACUCAGAAUUAUGAUUUGGAUCAUGGGUUUUCUAGGCACCCAAUUGAUGAUGACUGCCGCUCUGGCAUUGAGAUUAAGCUCGGUCAGCCAUCCAUUAUCAAUCACAUACGGAUACUCCUGUGGGACCGGGAUAGCCGGUCUUAUUCAUACUUUAUUGAAGUGUCCAUGGAUGAACUUGAUUGGAUCAGAGUGAUAGAUCAUUCGCAAUAUCUGUGUCGUUCUUGGCAAAAGUUAUAUUUUCCAGCCCGUGUCUGCAGGUAUAUUCGAAUAGUUGGGACUCACAACACAGUGAACAAGAUUUUUCACAUUGUGGCUUUUGAAUGUAUGUUUACAAACAAAACCUUCACUCUCGAGAAGGGCCUGAUUGUUCCCAUGGAGAAUGUUGCAACAAUUGCUGAUUGUGCCAGUGUGAUUGAAGGAGUCAGUCGGAGCCGAAAUGCCUUGCUGAAUGGGGACACCAAGAAUUAUGAUUGGGAUUCUGGCUAUACAUGUCAUCAGUUAGGAAGUGGUGCGAUUGUGGUUCAACUAGCACAGCCAUACAUGAUCGGGUCAAUACGGUUAUUGCUUUGGGACUGUGACGAUCGAAGCUAUAGCUACUACGUUGAGGUUUCCACCAACCAGCAGCAGUGGACCAUGGUAGCCGACAGAACUAAAGUCUCCUGCAAGUCCUGGCAGUCAGUAACUUUUGAAAGACAGCCUGCCUCCUUCAUCCGCAUCGUUGGAACACACAACACAGCAAAUGAGGUGUUCCACUGCGUCCACUUUGAGUGUCCGGAGCAGCAGAGCAACCAGAAGGAGGAAAACAGCGAGGAGUCGCGGACAGGGGGCAGCAGCCUGACUGGUCAGCAGCUCGACCCCCACGCCCUGCAGGCCCCCAGCGGCAGCUCACUGCCCUCCAGUCCAGGCUCCAACUCACGCUCACCCGGCCGGCAGCACCAAUAAAGGAGGCGCAGAUGUGGAGGCAAGAUCCAGUGUCCCCCCAGGCAGGGAUCUUUACUGACUGCCCUCCCCCCUCCCAGGGAGUAGCAGACCUGGCUGCAGAAGCAGACACAGAACAGGUUUUCUCCCAAGGACAGAAAGGGGCUGUGUUGUUUUUCUCAAUUUGUUCACAUCAGGCUGGUCUCCAGGGGAAGAAAAUGGUCUUCAGUCUUCAUCAAGCCCGCCAGUAACACCCUACCUCUCUAAUCUAAGCCAGGCAAGGGAACAGAAGGAAGGAAUAGACAGGUCCAUGUUGGAAUACAAAACGGCAUGUGAACACUCAAAGGGAAGAGCAUCUACUCGGCCUCCAUUACCUGGAGGCAGCCUUGAGGAAGUGGGUUUCGUAGAGUGUUGACUGUUAUGGAACACAUUAGCCUGGCAACUAAAUGAUGUUUUAUUUCUUUUAGUUAUUCUACAUUUGCUGAAUCAUAGGUGUUCUAGAUCUUUUUGAAAUGCUCAAACAGCAAAUCACUUGUUUUAAUCCCUUUUGACUCUCUAAUUUUCCUUCCCUAGUUUGGAACAGUUAAGCAUGGGGUACAGCUGAGAAAUAACUGUGCGCAUUUCCUCAGUGAGGCACAGAUGCGGCUCGGCACAGCACCUGGAUGACGAGGAGAACCCUUUGAGGAAGUUCAACAAAAUACCCAAUGAGCAAAUCAACCCACGGACACGAGUUAAUCAUCACUCGAAUUGCUGAGUUAUUAACCUGUCACUCCUGCAAGGUAUCCAGCCUUUAAGCUUGGGAGGCUGACAAGGAAAUAGUUAUUAUGCCACCUGCUAAUUGAACAUUCAGAAUUACAUGUAUAUAAAUCUCUACCAGCUGUAGGUCGGGCUGAGCCUGCUGGGAACAGCCACAGGUUGGCCGAGCGAUCAGUGUCGGGACACAACCCUGAGCCUGUGCCGCACGGUGCGGCUGAUCGGUGGCUGCUGUUUCCCCCAGACCACAGCACUCCACCGAGGAGGGAAAACAAGCGGUUCUAAGAAGCUGUUCUCCUCAUCCUCCUCAAAACAAUCUCCUCUGACUCUUAUAGCUGGGUCUGGCUCUGCUGUGUCCCUGACUAAGUCAUUUCCAUUCCAGUGCUAACUACCUUUGUAACUUUAUCAGAUUCUUGCCUGGCUUUGCUUAUCUCCAGAGUUUUCUGUUGGCUGUUGGUGGCUGUCGCAAUCAGCUCCACAUGAGGCUCCGGGGCUGAGCCGCACCGCGCCCCUGGGUCGUCCAGACGCAGACUCGGGUCCCCUGCAUGCCCUGUGACCCCGCUUAGAAGGAGCAGUGGGGCUUAUGGGGGGUGGGGUUUCUUUCUGGUCCUUUCUGGUGUCUUAAAGACACAUUGGUUGUGGGUGUACAAAAAGCCAAUGGGUCAACUAACUAAAUGUUUUCUCCUCGUAUAACUUAGUUUGAGUGACUUUUCAAUAUUGGAGUAAUAGAGUAGCAUCAAACUGCAUGAUUAAAUGGGAAGGUUGUCUUCCUCUCUGCACACAGGCCAGGGAGGAGAUAGUCCUGGGGAGGAGAAGCCCCUGGGCCAGCCUUCUCCCCACGCCCCGGGGGGGCCAAGAGUCUCCCUCUGCCUCUCAGCUCUCCUCUCUGUCCAUUUCCCCAUUGUGUGGGGUCAGCGGAACCCCCGAGGGGUGCCAGGCAGUUCACAGUGGGAGGGAGCUCCGGUAACAAAUGGCAGGGCCGCCAGCUCACGGUGAGUGGCCGCUCUCUGUGGCUUGGCCGCUGCCUCCGUCAGCAUCCAGCCCGAAGUUGCCAAUUAGCAUCGAGAAUUUCUGUCCACUCAGCACCUCCUUCAACAGUGACUCACUGCCCGAUGGGGAACAAAAAGAGCCAGAUAAGUCAGAGCAAGGGCAGAGUUCAAAUGUUUUGAAAGUUUUGUGUAGUCAAGGGCUUCUAUUUAAAACUUUGGGGUCACCUGUCCGAAGAGGAGACCCCAGGCUUGGAGGCCGGCACUGCUGACCUGGGGAAGUAGGGGGUAGGCUGGGGAAGGAUCUGGAAGAGUUGACCCAACCCUCUAUCUCUAGACCUUUUGGUUCCUCUGCCCCAGGCAGCACACAUCGCCAUUCCAGGCACAGGUAACUAAGUGCCGGCCUGGCAGCUCAGCUUCAGGUGGCUUGCUUCCUCCCAUCUCCUGUGAAUUCCUGAUUUGGGGAGCCAGAGGGCUCUUUCUGUAUGCCUGGCUGGGCCAGUGCCUUCUGGAGGGGGCGUGGAGACCCCAGUUGAGUGCAUCACACCAGACAGGCCCAGGACAAGACCUGGAUCUCCAGGGAAUGAGGGAUGAGUGGGCAGCCGAGAACAUCAGGUGACUGAUGUUCUCCAGAGCCCUGGCUGGUCCCGAGGAGGACUUUUCCCCUGGAGCCCCCUGGACCAAAAUGGCCCCCAAACUUGAAGAGACUAAGGGAGCUAAAUGGGAGUGCAGAUGAUAAGAUGGGCUGGUGUGCAGCUGGACGGAUUCCCAGUCACCCAGGGUCUUCAGCCCAGCAGAGGGUGGAGGCUGGUUCUGCUGGGAGCUGUGGGUGUGACGAAGGAGACUCGGCCAAAGCCAGAGGUGGGGCAGGGGCAGGUGAGGGACUUUGGCUCCCCUACCCCACUAAGGAUGCAGCCCAUGUGGUGUCUGGUUUGAGGGGGGUCAGGUGAGGCCAGACCCUUGGCGGAGACAGACAGGGGUGCUUCAUUGUGAUGGUUCUUAAUUACAAACUGUGAAAUGACACUUUUGUAACCACCACCCAGGUCAAGAAAUAGAACACUGCAGAAACCCCUGCCAUUCAUUUUAGAUCAUGUUUUUUGGGAGAGUAAAAAGCAAACUUCAUUGGGGCUUUUGGGGAAAGCCUUCAAAGUCACCUUCUGGCAGCUCCUGGGAGGGUCGGUUGGGCUGGCACUGAGCACGCCAGGUGGGGCGUGUGCCCUGUAGGGGGUGUGCCAUGAGGGGCAUGUGCCAUGAGGGGCUGGCGCCCCGUCAAGGCAGUGUUAAAGGCGGGCGUUGCUGCUGAGCACUUUAGACUCAAAACAGGUGUAAUAAUAUAACACACACACACUUGUUUUCCCAUAUUCUCAGUGCUUUUUCUAUUUUUCUUCUGAUUUUAGUUAGAACCAUGAGCCCAUGAUAGAUGUGGGACUCUUCUCAAUUGCUCUUUAAAUUGUCACUUUUUUAAUCUUAUUAAAUGAAGUGUCGAUUCCUGACAAAUACAUUAAAAGUGUUUUAUUCCUAGAAGAGUUGGGAAAAGAAAUUAUUUUCAGCAAGAGUGGGAUGUGUUUGUUUGUUAGACUGAUUCCUUGGCAAAAAAAAAAAAGUUUUUCAAUUGUGCAAAAAAUUGCUCAGUAGUUAUGCUGUCGCCCCAAUUGUCAAACCGCUGUGCAGACAGCGCCAACCCAGUCAACUUCAGCUUUUUUUUUUCAAUUUAGAAGAUAACAAAACUGUAAUCACUUACUCUUUCUAGAGACUCAGGGAAAAAAGGCAGGUAUAACCUGUGAUAACAAGCCUCAUGUGUGCCAAGGCCACUUGCUCAUAAAGAGAGGGGGCGUUCCCCAUUGCGGGCUUCAAUUCAGAACCUCCCUUUGGACAGAGAAGAAAGUGUCAAAAGAGGAAAAGAAAAUUAGUCUCCUUCCAGGAGUUUUUUUCCUCAUUCAUGUUUGCGUUUCAGUGUUGUCAUUUUAAUCCUGCCGUCUGUGCGGGUGACCAGUUCCUCUGGAUGCUGCCUGGCUGGCAGCGGGGAGCAGGCCCGGUAGGGCGCCGUCAGUGGUGGUGGCUUCAGUGGUCAUGGCUGCAGUGGGCACAGGCCAUGCUCUGUUUGUUUUUGCAGCUGCAGCUAUCAAUUCUGCGUGUUUGUCUUGACAACAGCUCCAGCAGGAGUUCAGUGCUCAUUAGUGGCCCUAGGAAUUUAAAAUGCAGUUCACGGUUCUGUAUCGCCCUGGUUUUUAUUAUUAUAAUAUUAAAUUAGAAGUUGUCCUGGUGCCUGGUGUCUGCUCAGGAGUUUCUGGAAGAGGGGAAGGGGCUGGUUUAGACAGCAUGCAGGGCAACUAGGCUGUGCCCGUUUCUCCUCCUCAAAGUUGGCCCGGUCAUCCCUGGUUACUGGCCAGGGUUCUGAGGACCCUUCUUUAUGCAGAGAAUGAAUGGAAAAGGUGGCAAGAAGGGUUUUGUUGGGAGGGUAGACCGACUUCCGAUACGCCCCGGCCUGGCCCAUGGUGGGGCUGUGGGCGGAGAGCGAGGACGUGUGAUUCUGCUGGUUUCCAUCAGACUGGCAGAGGGGCCAUGGCUUCCUCCCGGGCCCAGGGUCCCACCUCUCCAACUGUGGGGAGCUCCUCUGGUGCACGCUCCCCCACCAGACACACGCCUCAAGGCAAGGCUUUCUGCUGGACUGAUGCGGGCUGGUACCCGCCCCCAUUGCAGGGGUUGGGGGCAGGUACACAGAAGAGCCCCCACACACACCUUGUUUGAAAAUCACUGUUCUCUCUUUAAAUUACUCAUUAAAAAAUAUAUUAAAGUAAUAAUGCUCAUGGAGUAAUUUUCCAACCUAGCAGAGGGGGUGCGAGUGCCCUCUCUCUCGUCUCGUUUGGCUCCUGACCUAGACCUGUCGUGCGCGUCCUCUGUGACUGACUCAUCAAGAUGGGCGGCAGUGCGCCCCAUCCCCUGCCCCAUCCCACCAGCGCCCGGCCUCUCCUGCUGGAGCCAGACUCUGAAAGGGGCCCUUCCACCCCAUCGGGUUAGUUUCUUGUUUUUUUAAAGAACUGAACUAUUCCCCCAGAGGCCUCAUGGCCUGAAGACUCACAAUCAUCCACCUGUAAUUUAUGAAAAGUGUCUUCAGCAUUUACCAUUUGCAUCCAGAGUAUUUAUAGCCCUGAGCCAGGGAGGGCGAGGAGGAGGCGGCCCCGAGCCACACACCUGUCUCCACUAUUGUCUCCUGCUCCGCUGUCACUGUGGCUGGGGCGGCUGAGGCGGCUGAAGAAUGACACCUUUGAGAGCCAGCAGACAGUCGCUCCGUCCCACCUAGAGGCGGAAAGCCCGGAAGCAGAGGCCCUGGGCCCCGGCACAGAGCAGGCAGCACUAACCUGAGUGGAAGGCAUGGAAGGAAGUGGGUAGGAGGGUCUGCAAGGCCUUCAGGGUGGGGAUCUGGGCCCAGGGGCCUGGGUUUCCAUGAACACCCUGGGAUCACUGGCGACAUUGACUAUUACAAUCCAUCUGUCACCAAAUAGCCGCCUCCUGCCUUGUGAACCCCGGGGGUUUGGGCCUGGGAAGGUGAGCGCUCCUGAGCAGAGGUGGGGUAGACUGGACCAGUCUUGUCCAAGUCGCCAUGCCCGUCCCUGGGGGAAGAUGGCCUCCACUUUUCCACACUGGGUGCAGGGGGCAGGCUGGUCCUUCCCAUGGCUGCUUCUCGCCCUGGGUUCCCAGGUUUGUUCCCAGUACACGUCUCCUUCCACCUGGGGCCUGACAGUGGGGCAGUGCCCCAGCCCAGCUUCUACAGUUGUUCCCAGAGACCUGCCCCAGACCUGGCAUGGUCUUGCUGGGCCCCCAGUCAGCGGCUCCCAGGGUUGAUGGGACAGGGUGCUGACGGUGAGCUCUGAGAAGCUUAUAGGAGAGGACAGCAGGGAGCACAGAGCCAGCUGACCAGGGCCAGGCCUGCUCAGGCCUCAGAGAACCAAGGAACAGGCAGAGCAACCCAGGACCUUGGGGCCUGGCCUCUCCCAGCCUCCCUCUGGCAGAGGGCAGCUCCAGUUCUCAGAACAACUCCCUUCCAGAAGUGAUCGGAGAGGCAGUGCCCACUCUGAGGAACAGUCAGGAAUCUCCCCAUCAGGCUCUCCCCAGCACUGAGGUCCCAAGGCCAUCCUGCCCCCUAGCACCUGGAAAAGCCAGAGGAGAGUGAGGCCUCAGGCUCAGCCUCUGGAUGGGUGGGGGAAUGGUGACAGCCUCAGGGUUGUCAUGGGGCUUGGUACAUGAGCUACUCUUACCAAACUUGCGUAUAUCCUGAAUUCACCAGAGAAUGUCACCCUCCUCUAUCUUGGGGGUUUCUGGGCCUGCAAACGUUGGUGGGUGCCAUCCCCACUCCCCUCGCCGGGCCUCUGGGUGUAGGAGAGUGGGGGCUGUGCUGGGCCAGAGGGUUGGGAAUGGCUCUUCCAAGCCAUUGGUAAAAGACUCUGUCCAAAACGCUACAGAAGCCCAAAGGGCAGUGUUGCUGUUUGGAAUAUGUAUUAAUUUGUGGGCAGGAUGCAGCUGCUUCCUCAUUUUGCAGAGCAACCGAAGUGAGCCAAUAUACAAAUUGUGUGUGUUAGAAAUAACCCCUAAGUUGGUGUCUGUGAGACUGCUGCUGUGGGUUUCCUUUUAGAAAUAAAGUGAUGACAUCUCAUGCCUGUGUUCCU